Messenger RNA from Aedes albopictus (Asian tiger mosquito), 2913 nucleotides. RefSeq names its product serine/threonine-protein phosphatase 2A 56 kDa regulatory subunit gamma isoform. Gene Ontology annotation, molecular function: protein phosphatase activator activity. The transcript has 2 exons. The record is from RefSeq and is a predicted model, not a curated record. Gene Ontology annotation, biological process: protein dephosphorylation; signal transduction. Lineage: Eukaryota; Metazoa; Arthropoda; Insecta; Diptera; Culicidae. Bases 375 to 2099 code for a protein of 574 amino acids. Gene Ontology annotation, cellular component: nucleus; protein phosphatase type 2A complex; cytosol.
CGGGUGAAGAGCGAGAGAAAAUCCAGUUCACAUCUGUCAAAUUGGGGAGUGUUUUUACUGCUGACUGCGUUCCCGUGCAAAGUGUUAAGUUUUCUUUUCGGUAGGAAAAUUUGCCUGUUUUCUGCCGUUUUUCCGGAUUUAUUUCAUGUUCCGGAUGUGCGCCAGCUAGAGUUUCGCCCAAUCCGCGCGGGGAUCGAUCGUUUCGGGUGUUUUCGGAUGUGCGAUUAGUGUUCGUGGGGGCAGAAGUCGCUUUCGACGACGUCGGUGGGGGAGCAAGCGAGAGAGGGAGAUAGUGGAACAACACCUACAGAAGAGUUCCGCAAGAGGAUCCGUUUUUUAGGGCGAUUGGUGAUAUUUACGGUGGAGGAAAGUGAAUGCCGCAACCGGACCGGGACAGCGAAGGGAACAAAAUGACGAUGAGCGACGACGGGAAUGGGACGGGGAACUCUGCCGCCGUGACAAAUUCCACCAAUAACAAUUCCCUUUUGACAAGCACAACAAACGGAACCAAUGGAGGAGGAGGAGGAGUUGUAACAGGAACCCCCGGAACCGGUGUCAAUAACAAUGGAAACAAACUGAAUAAUCUCGAUAAACGGCCCAGCGGCAAUAACAACGGAAGUAGCACCAACGGAACUAGCGCAAGCGCCAGCUCCCGGUUCAUCAUUCCGAAGCAACACGAAGUAGAAACUCUCCCGCAGCUGAAGGAUGCUCCGCCGAACGAAAGGGAGGAGCUCUUCAUCCAGAAGCUGCGCCAGUGUUGUGUCCUCUUUGACUUCUCCGAACCGCUGAAUGACCUCAAAUACAAGGAGAUCAAGCGAUGUGCCCUCCAGGAGAUGGUCGAGUACCUGAGCAGCCAGCAGCAGGUUAUUACGGAAGCGAUCUACCCAGAGGCCGUCCAGAUGUUUGCGGUCAAUCUGUUCCGCACCUUGCCGCCGUCGUCCAAUCCGAACGGGGCCGAGUUUGAUCCGGAGGAGGAUGAACCCACCCUGGAAGCCAGCUGGCCACAUCUCCAGAUUGUGUACGACCUGUUCUUGAGGUUUCUAGAAUCGCCGGACUUCCAACCGAGCGUGGCCAAACGGUACAUCGAUCAUGGUUUCAUCCUAAAUCUGUUGGAGCUGUUCGACUCGGAGGACCCACGGGAACGCGACUUUCUCAAGACUGUCCUUCAUCGGGUGUACGGCAAAUUUCUCGGUCUGCGGGCUUUCAUUAGGAAACAGAUCAACAACAUUUUCUACAAGUUCAUCUACGAAACGGAACACCACAAUGGUAUCGCCGAGCUGUUGGAAAUUCUGGGCAGUAUUAUCAAUGGUUUCGCUCUGCCACUCAAGGAGGAGCAUAAGCAAUUUUUGCUCAAAGUGCUGCUGCCGCUGCACAAGGUCAAGAGCCUUUCGGUGUACCAUCCACAGUUGGCCUAUUGCGUUGUGCAAUUUCUGGAGAAGGAUCCCAGUUUGACACAACCCGUAAUCAAGUGUUUGUUGAAGUUCUGGCCCAAGACGCACAGUCCAAAGGAGGUGAUGUUUCUGAACGAACUGGAGGAAAUACUGGACGUCAUUGAACCGGCCGAAUUUCAGAAGGUGAUGGAACCGUUGUUCCGUCAGAUAGCCAAAUGUGUUUCGAGUCCGCAUUUCCAGGUGGCGGAAAGAGCUCUGUAUUACUGGAACAACGAGUACAUCAUGUCACUGAUUUCGGAGAACUCCAAAGUCAUACUCCCGAUCAUGUUUCCGGCGCUGAACAGCAACUCGAAAACGCACUGGAACAAAACGAUUCACGGGCUGAUCUAUAACGCGAUCAAACUGUUCAUGGAGAUGAACCAGAAGCUGUUCGACGAGUGUCACCGGAAGUUCAAGGCCGAGGAGCAGAACGAGCUGGAGAAGUUGAACCGACGGGAAGAGCUCUGGCAGCAGGUGGAAAGUUUGGCCCGGCAGCAUCCGAUCUAUCCGCAGUUCUCCGGCGAUGAGGACGGAUCCUCUUCCGGUGGCGAGCUGGUUCUCGCCGGUGCUACCAACUCCACGGAGAAGGACCUCGGAGGUCGGCCGUACGGAAGUAGCAACAAUUCUAGAUCGACCCCAGCGGUUGUCCAGGUUCAGCAGAAAACAUAAGAAGGCAGUUCCGGGGUUUUUUGCUACCUGCGUCUUUAGACGGGAGUUUUCUGUUUUAGGCAAGUACCUUUUAAAAAAACAUGCGAAUGAGCGAAUGAGGAAAGCUAGCAAACGAAGGAUAUUUUUUCUUUUCGAGGAAGCGUUGCGUAUAUAUGUUUUAACAAAUGGAAGGAAUAAAAAAAAUACUAAUUUAGGUAAUAAUGAAGGAAAGUAUAAGUAUGAACAAUUUAUAAAGUAUAUUUAAAACAACACGCUAAGCGUCACAUCCUAUUUUUCGCUGAUUAUCAGCAAGGUUUGCUGAAAUUUGCAGGGUUGAGAGAGUUUCAGCAAUUUUAACUCGGCAAAAUUCAGCAAAGACUGUUGAUUGCGUUUGGUGUGUAGCCUUCACUGUAAGACUUCAAGCCGAAAAUUAUGUGCGCAAACAUAAAACACAAGAAGAAAGAUAGGAUCUGUAAUUUAAACAAAAGAACAAUAUUUUAUGCUUGAACUGCUGCACAAAGGAGAUACAGACACUCAUUUAGUGUAAGACUAGCAGCAACACAACAACAACAACAACAGAUGGAACUCGGAUUCUUCGUUUUAUUGAUAAAGUUCGCUCACAGUAUAAGCAAGAAUCGCUCUGCAAUGGAUAAAGUCGAAAACAUUUUACUCUUUCCUUUACUUUCUAUACACACACUUAUAGUUUAAUGGCAAAUGCAAAGUAUGUUGUAGUAUAUAGGUUCUUUUGAAUUUUGACGAAGGAAGAAAAGAAACACAUGCUAUUCGAUAAUUAUCAGUCACGGUGCUUCAUUUAUCGGUACUAUUAUGAGAAAAA